AAAAGAGGGCAGUGCAAUUUAGCUCACGUCUGCAUUGCGUUUCAAGCAUAGUUUUCGUCUUGGAAAUAUAUAACGGAUUCUAAAUUAUGUGUUUUUGAUUGGGAAACAUAAGUUAUUCUAAAUUGUGUGUAUGAAAAAUUUCAAUAUCAUAAGCUUGGAGUAUAGUUUAUUUGCCCACUGGUACGUGAUUGACAUGCAUUUGGACCUGGAUAAAUUAUAACAAAGGAUUAACCACAAAAGAAACGGAAAUAUUACCUUUUAUGUCAUCUAGCUGUCUAAGGAUUACUUAAUUCAUUACACCUGUUAAGACUGCAGUAUAUGAUUUAAAUUAGCCAUGCCAGGUCCAUCUUCUGGAGUAACAGUAUCAACAGCUGCCAAGACUGUUUAUGAAGAAGUGAAGAAAGAUAAAAAGUACAGAUACAUCAUCUAUCAUAUUAAAGAUGAGAAGGUGAUUGAUGUAGAAGUUACUGGUCCCCGUGAAGCUACCUACAGUGAAUUCCUUGAGCAAUUGCAGAAAUACAAGAAUGAAUGCCGAUACUGUGUAUUUGACUUUCCAGCUAACAUUCCUGUUGAAAGUGGAGGCCAGGAAAAAUCAUCCAUGUCUGUUGAUAGGCUUGUUCUCAUGACAUGGUGUCCUGAGAGCUCCAAGAUCAAACAGAAGAUGUUGUACUCUAGUAGCUAUGAUGCUUUGAAGAAGGCACUAGUGGGUGUAUACAAAUACGUCCAGGCGUGUGACUUUGAAGAAGCCAGUCAAGAAGCAAUUGAGGAUGCUUUCAGGAAAGGCAAAUAGGAUCACCCAUUAAACAUCAGUCUUUAUGGUACAAGAGGAGCGAUUUAUCGCAUUGCCUCUUGGCACUUUAAAGUGAUCCCUCUUCCAUGCUUCUGUUUUCAAAAGAUGUGACUGGGAUGCUCAGUGCAACAUCGUAUUCAGUAUAAGGAAAAAAUUCGGGAAGUGCUUGUAGAGCAUGUUGAUAUAUAUUAUUUACUGUACUGUAUUUUUCAUGCGACUAUUAAUAUUAAUGUGAAACAUUUGUAGAAAAGUUCCUUUUUUUUUUUCUCUUUCUAACUAGAUAUUGGCAGUCAUAGGAAAAUCACAUGGCUCUUCUGUUUGCUACAAAAAUUUUUAAGUGAACUAAUCUUUCGUAUUUAAGAAUUUUCUCGCAUUGUUUGUAACUUAAGAAAUGUGAAAAUUUAUCUGAAAUUGUUAGUCACCUGGUUCCAUUGCUGUGCAAACACUUCCGGUGUCUACAUGAAUAAUUUAUGUCAUAUCGUUUCCCUGUGUUUUUCAUAUGACUGUAUUUGUAUGUAAGCACUAAAAAUAAAAUAAACUUGAUUUUUUUCAGCGAGCUUUCAAAUGA
Stegodyphus dumicola is the source of this 1358-nucleotide messenger RNA. It is a transcript of the gene tsr, whose product is annotated as Cofilin/actin-depolymerizing factor homolog tsr. Gene Ontology annotation, molecular function: actin binding. The record is from RefSeq and is a predicted model, not a curated record. Gene Ontology annotation, biological process: actin filament depolymerization. Gene Ontology annotation, cellular component: actin cytoskeleton. Lineage: Eukaryota; Metazoa; Arthropoda; Arachnida; Araneae; Eresidae.